Molecule: messenger RNA, 622 nt
Organism: Aspergillus aculeatinus CBS 121060
Lineage: Eukaryota; Fungi; Ascomycota; Eurotiomycetes; Eurotiales; Aspergillaceae
Exons: 1
Coding region: 100-417 (105 amino acids)
Source: RefSeq, a predicted model, not a curated record
CGGACUUGAUGGGUUCAAUGGUGUUCAUAGAUAGUCCAUCUUUUAGCGGGCUCGCGACCGGGAUCUUGUAAGCGACUAGGCUGCUUGCUAAUUCAAGUUAUGAGAUGUAACAGGAAGACUCCAAAAUCCAAAACAAAAUACUUUGUAAGAAGAUACAAGGAUUUCCAAUGCAGAAUAAGAUUAGAGGGCCGGAGUGCAGAAAAGCCCAAGAGGUAUGCAUUUCUGAAAGAGGGACAAAGAAGGUUGGAUGUUGUGACCGCAGAACGUAAACAUUGGCACAAUCGGCAAAGGCGGUCAAGCGCCCUCGUCUUAGUCAGGGCGGUGACGUCCAUGAUCAGUCAACUACGGAAGAGUUGUUUAUCGUCUGGCCCAACUAUCAGAAUUGGCAUUCGGUGGAAAAGAGAUGUUAAGUAUUGAAUCGUGUACAAGAAUAGGCGAACUCAGAGUAAUGUGUUAAAAUUCAUUACAGACACAUUUGGAAGGUCGCUGGUCAUAUAUAGUACAUGGAAACAUACCCAGAUAGCAUGCAAAUCACCCGACUUUGCUAUGCUCUGCCCGCGGAAAAGAAUGAGAAAUAACGAAGUGUAUAAAUAUAAUCAACAUAGAGCCAUGAUCACCAAUU